This is a messenger RNA of Hydractinia symbiolongicarpus, 4296 nucleotides long. Its product is annotated as RNA polymerase I-specific transcription initiation factor RRN3-like. Bases 2110 to 3756 code for a protein of 548 amino acids. The record is from RefSeq and is a predicted model, not a curated record. NCBI's taxonomy places the organism in Eukaryota, Metazoa, Cnidaria, Hydrozoa, Anthoathecata, Hydractiniidae. Gene Ontology annotation, cellular component: nucleus. The transcript has 2 exons. Gene Ontology annotation, molecular function: RNA polymerase I core binding; RNA polymerase I general transcription initiation factor activity. Gene Ontology annotation, biological process: transcription initiation at RNA polymerase I promoter.
AACGUUCUAUGUAACCUUGGGGGUCAAGUUGUUUAAGUUUAAUCAUUACAGCAUCUCUUGGGACAAAAAACCAUGAAAAAUUCUUAGCAUGAUGCUCCACAUAGUCCUGUAACCGUUUGUCCUGCCAGUAUUCAGGUUAAGCAGCCAUUAUGAAAUGGUGUACCAAUGCCGUAAUCGUAUUGUUUUUGUGUUGAAACCUUCCUAACUACAAUACUGGAUUAUUCAAGGAAUUCUUUUUUUUAGUCCAAUCUUUAAUAUGUUUUAGAUACUGCUUAAUUUUUGCCAUUUUGCGACAUUUUAAUGCCGUUUUGCUUGUAAAUUCUGUGUAAUUAAGGUUGCUACUGCGAAGGUUUGACCGUGAAAAGUCCAAUUUGUACCCUGUCGGAGAGCAACGAAGGAGAACAUUCCGACCGCAAGAAUACGAUUUCUACACUUUACUGACUUAGCUAGUUACUGAAGGCCUACAAAGUUAUUACUGAGAGAUACUAGCAAGACAAGAAGUAACAUGUCUGUGUCUUAGUUAUAGUUAAACACAAAGAGGCUAUGUAUACUUCACUCUGUUUCUUAUAUAUAUAAUAUACAGUCUGUCUUUAAGCAGUCUCUGGCACUACCAUAAUAACUCAUCUUCCUGUUUACAAGCUCAUCUUCGUUCCUGUUACAAGUAUUUAACUAACAAAAAAAAACAUCAUCAUAACAAUCGCAUGGUAUGGUAAAACCGCUUUGUUUGUAUUUAUAUAAAAUCCUGGGUCGCGACUUCAGUGAAAGUUAUCAUCCAGGAGUUACCGUCCACAAGCCCUCUUGCAAAGGAAUUUAUUUACAUUCAAGAUAAAGAUGGCGACCGGCAUAAAGCUUCUUCCCUAGCUAAUAUUUAGCAACUGUGACGUCUCUUGCAAAGGAAUCUAUUUACAUUCAAGAUACAAGAUGGUGACCCGGCGUAAAGGUUUUAUAUUUAGCAACUGUGACGUCAGGUAUCUUAUAAAAAAAUCGAAACAAGUAUAACAUAAUAUUGUUUUUGCAAUAAAUACUUGAGUUGAUUUUGAUUACUUAUUUAAAUGGGAAGUAAGCUUUAAACACUUACUCAUUUUAAAAUACUUUGGAAAUAAACAAAUCGCCCCGUUGGAUCUUACCUGGGUAAACAACGACUAAACAAUUUUUGGGACGUUUUUACCUAAGUACCUACACAAUGUUUGGGGUGAAGUGCAAAAAAUCAAUUGUUUAUAAAAAAAGUGUGUUUACUGAUCUCAUCAGUAGGGACAUUUUUCGAUUUCUACAAAAAACGUUAUAAAAAUGUUUUCUUGGCAUUGCCAAAUUAGCACUCAUAUGAGUGCUAAAGCUGCAUAAAAAAGUGGCCUGGAAUUAUCAAUGUAGCUCAGCUUUUAGGUUGGCAAUGCUGAACACUGAUAUGAUUUCACAGGGCUGUAAAAACGAUUCUUCAAAAUACAAUUUCCAAGGAUAAGUAAACACUCAGAAUCAUUAAAAUGGUUAUUUAUUUGGCAUUGAUUAAAAAAUAAAGGUAUACAAAAUUCGGUGUUAUUUAAUAUAUGCGCUCUAGUGAUGAAAUUGGCAUGACGUAUCAUGCCAAAUCAUUAAGUUAAUUCAAGCCUCUUGAUCUAUAUACAAUAUUGUAAUUUAUGUAUUUUUCGGCAGUUGUAAUUAUUUAAUUGGAUAUUUGUGCAAUCUUUUACCAAUGUUGUACAUAGUGUGUUUUGUAAGGUAAUAUUUUCCUGCACAUAAACUCAUUGGAAAACAGGGCACAUUACUGGUAGGUAUGGCUAGUUCUUAAUUUUUCAGUAUCAAUGAGUAAUCCACUAGAUAAGUACAAACCUCAGGCACCAAAAGAGAACAAAGUUGGCGAGUUCAUGUAAAGAAAGAGGUAAAAAAAAUAUGUUCAUACUGCAGUACAAAAAGUGAACAUGCACACACCUGAAUGGAAAAUUCAUGACCAAAUGACAAAUUAUUCAUUCACAAAGUAACCUCACUGCAAAGAUAUCCUCCUAAGGCAGCGAAUAAUAACUGCUUCUUCUAGAAAUCAAGAAAGAAUAGAAAAACUUUAUGUUGAUAUAUGUCUUUUUUGUUUUAGAUCAUUAAUUGUUUUAAUGAAAAUUCAACAUGACAGAUGAGGUUGCAGUAAAUGUGUUAUGUGCUGUGAAAGGUGUUAGAGAGGGUGACAUGAAGGGGUUUAAUGCCUUAGCAACCCUUCUUAACAAGGCAGAUAAGGAUACUCUCUGUAGUUAUGUCAUUGGUCUGCAAAAAUCUAUUCAAUUCAUAAACAAAGAUCAUGAAACCAUUGUUGGGAUUAUUCUUAAUAUUGAUUGGAGUUUGUUAGAACAGUCAACAGUGAAUAUUGUGAUUGAGUUUUUGGUUGAACUAGUUUCAGCAAAAACAUAUUUUUUAAAACCAUGUGUAAACAGUCUGCUGAAACAGUUUGUAUCAAAGUCACAAGUUUGUGAAGACGAAUUGAUCAGACUAAAUGAUAAAUUUCGUAACAUUCAUGCAACAUUGGAAGCAAUUGUUCAUUUGAUACCCAUUGCUAAUCAAGUCAUUAUAGACAAUGUCACAAUGCUCUUUCCCUAUAUUGGUAAAGGUUUAUUUAUCUUAGAGACUUAUAUUGUAAACAUUUUGCAAAUAAGUACCUAUGCUAAAGAUACAAGAUAUAGAAUUUUGUCUCUGAUAAUUGAUAAAUUGUUGUCGAUAGACGUCCGCAUCCCACGACAGAAGCUUGAAUCAAACGAAGAUGAGGAAUUUUUACAAUUUGAAGACAAAAUAGACACAUCAAGAAGCAAUGGAAUGCCGGUGUUGAUGGAAGAUAUUGCUAAGCUGGAUCAAUUAAUGGUUAUAGUAUUUACAUACAUAAAUUCCUUGUGCCACCACAAUGGCAGUUUAGACAUGAACUAUGCAGAAGUAUUCUUUAAAGAACUAUUAUUGAUAUAUGAUGGUGUAAUCUUGCAAACACAGCAAAGUACACAUGUACAGUUUGUUUUGUUUUAUACUGCUAGUUUUCAUCAGAAGUUUUGUGAGGAAUUCAUUGGCGUUUGUUGGAGCAUUCUGGAAAAUCCGAAUAAAGCCAGUAUUACAAGGCGUGCAGCAUCAAGUUACCUGUCUAGUUUUAUAGCUCGUGCAAAUUUCGUUCACAAGCCUGUUAUAAAGACACAGAUAUUUAAUUUAGCUCGUUGGAUUCACAGGUAUUUAGAUAUUCAAAACAGCACCAAUAUAAUUGCGGAUUUUAAUAAACAUGGACCGUUCUAUGGAGUUUGCCAAGCUCUUCUUUACAUUUUCAUUUAUCAUCACAAGAUAUUUAUACAAUCGGACGCCGACAUAGAUUUUAUAAAGUCGCUAAAUUUCGCUAGAAUUAUAACAUCAAAAUUAAACCCAUUGAAAUUUUGCUUAAACACAAUUGUUAGCAUGUUUGCUAGAGUAACUAGAAUAUACGAAAUAGUUUUCUGCUACAGCGUUAUAGAACGGAACAAUCGAAGCAUGCUUAGUGAAUUCACACAUACUAACGGGGGUGUCCAUAAGCAUUUAGAAAUCUUUUUCCCGUUUGAUCCAUAUAUGCUGCCGAAUUCACUCAAAUUUAUAAAACCAGUAUAUUUGGAAUGGACAGGAACAAUAGACGAAUCUGACAGCGAUGAUGAUUCGGCAGACGAGGGUAACUUAAACGACGAGUCUGUUGAGCAACGAUGGUUAACGCAUGCAUCUGUUAGCAUCGACAUGAAGUGUGUUUCACCUGGUUUUAGUUUACUGCAUAAUGAAAUGUAAAUAAUUGGGACUUUGAUAUAACGUGAACUUUUUCUUUGUAAUAAAUCUGUGGAAAUCAUUAAAAUAACUAUUUAAACUAAAAAAUUGCUUGAUUCUAACAUGGAGGUAGAAAUAUAAAAUAAAAUACAUUUUCUAAAUUUCAAUUGUACUAGGCUCGUCUCUUAUGUGAUUUUGUUAUUAUAAUUUUAAAGUUUGUCAGUUCCCGCCCAAAAUUAUUCAAAAUUUGAAAUACGCUCAUUGGUUUUAAUAAACAAUUAACAUCGCACUAUGAUUGGUUAUUGAAUUAAUUUUUUCAGUAACGUAAAUAAAUAUGGAGCAUUCUUAGAACCAAAAUUUUAACACAUAUUUUUUAAAGUAUAAAGUCUUGGAAUCAAGCUUAAUGCUGAGUAAACAGUGCAGCUAGGCUGGACGUACGGGGUUGUGAUAUUUAGGCUAAAACAUUUGCGCGGACCCUGACUAUUGUUAUUUAUUUAUUUAUUUAUUUUUUGAUUUUUUGUUAUUACCUGAAAAGCCAAUAGGAAAGCUUCGUUUCGUUUUCAA